Dalotia coriaria is the source of this 900-nucleotide messenger RNA. RefSeq names its product oligoribonuclease, mitochondrial-like. The transcript has 3 exons. Bases 193 to 825 code for a protein of 210 amino acids. The record is from RefSeq and is a predicted model, not a curated record. Gene Ontology annotation, molecular function: nucleic acid binding; 3'-5'-RNA exonuclease activity. NCBI's taxonomy places the organism in Eukaryota, Metazoa, Arthropoda, Insecta, Coleoptera, Staphylinidae. Gene Ontology annotation, cellular component: mitochondrion.
CUUAAUUAGAACGUAGAGUAAUAAUUAUAAUCAUUAACUCAACAGUAUUUUAUUUAAAUAUUUAAACAUAUUCAUUAGUAAAGUAAAAUAAAUACUGCCCAAUAAGCUAAAUACAUACCUGCUAAGUAGUUAAAUUGUCCAUCACGCGCGAUUCAAGGGUGCAAUUUUAUUUGACCUAACCAAAAUUUAACAAUGUGGGGCGCAUUUUCCAGAACGUUUACCAAAACUUCUUUGUUCAAACAUUUUCGGCGAAAAUUCAGCGUUAUGAACCAAGAUUUGGAAAUUAAUAGAAUUGUUUGGGUGGAUUUAGAGAUGACUGGCUUGGACAUUGAGAGGGAUACCAUUCUUGAAAUAGCCUGCAUCAUAACAGAUUCCAAGCUAAAUAUAGUAGCAGAAGGUCCCAAUCUGAUAAUAAAUACGCCUGAAGACAAGUUAAAUGCCAUGAAUGAAUGGUGUAUUAAUCAGCAUGGUAAGACUGGUCUUACAGAGGCUGCCAAGAAUUCAAGCAUAUCAUUACAACAAGCUGAAGAUAAUAUUAUGGAUUUUGUUCAGUCACAUGUGAUGAAGAGUCACAGUCCCUUGGCAGGAAACAGUGUAUAUAUGGAUAGGCUGUUUCUAAAAAAAUACAUGCCUAAACUAGAUGAUUAUUUGCAUUAUAGAAUUAUUGAUACAUCAACUGUAAAAGAAUUAUGCAGGCGGUGGAAUAAGGAAAUGUAUAAAACUGCGCCGAAAAAAGAAUAUUCACAUAGAGCUCUAAAUGAUAUUAGAGAAAGCAUUAGUGAGUUAAAGUUUUAUAAAGAGAACUUUUUCAAUACCACAAGUUAAUGUUUAUGGUAUAGAUUGUUGAAGUUAUAAUGUGCUUAAAUCUCAAAAUUAUUUUUUAAACAGAAGUUAAUCUUA